Trichomonas vaginalis G3 is the source of this 429-nucleotide messenger RNA. RefSeq lists its product as uncharacterized. The annotation marks the transcript as partial. Lineage: Eukaryota; Parabasalia; Trichomonadida; Trichomonadidae. The transcript has a single exon. The record is from RefSeq and is a predicted model, not a curated record.
CCACAAAGUAAGUCUAGGAGUCAUAUUUAUUGUAAAAAUAAUAACAAUGAAUUAUUACUAUCAGAAGAUUUAAAGGAAUCAGAGAUUUAUUCAUGUAGUCAUACAAACUAUAUUAACAUUUUAUUAAUUGACGGAAGGAUCGAACUUUCUGAUUUUAAAUUUGAUGAUCCAAAGAUAUCAAAUGAAGGCUAUCCUCAGUAUGAUAAUGGAAAUUUGAAGCCAUUAUGGUUACCAAAAACACAAACAUCGAAUGAAACUUCAGGUACUGAUAAUCAGAAGAAUAGUUCUAGUAAUAAAGCUCCAGCUGGUGCAAUUUCUGGAAUCGUUAUUGGUAUUAUUAUUGAAAUUGCAAUAUUUAUUAUUGCAUUUAUUGUUAUCCGAAAAUACAAAUCAUCAACAACAAAUACUGAUGUAGGUGAAGAAGUUUAA